CUAGCCCAGCUGUCUCGGCAUCCUGGCCGUGGCCGGCGACGGGUUAGCAGCCAUAGCCCACACACACAGAGAGAGAGAGCACAGCACAAAAGGUCAGCGCCGCGGUUUGGGGCUCUUGCCGCCACCGUUAUAUAUACACGCCUACGCCAACGCCUCACCCCCCCACCUUGGACCCCUGUCCUCAACCUCAAGCCGCCACGCUCCACCAACACGCGCGCGCUGGCUUCUUCAACCUCGGUUGCUUGCUCGCAACAAGACACGGAUCGUCAGAGCAAGAGCUCUGGUGACCUGACGAUUCUGCUCUUGUUCUCGUACGGCGCCGGUGCCUAGCGUCUGUAGCCUUUUUGUGUGUGUUUUUUCGCCCAUAUCUCCCCACCACCACCACCACCAACCUCAGCCGCAGUUCACCCGCGUCACCGCACGAGUACACGAGCAAUCCGCAAGCGAUAACCUGCAAGCUGAGGGGAAAGGAAGGUGAAGGCCAGCUGUUUUGCUCACGGAGAAAGAGGUUCGUCGUUGAUCAACACGGACACACCAUGGUGAGGCCGCCGUGCUGCGACAAGGAGGGCGUCAAGAAGGGGCCAUGGACGCCGGAGGAGGACCUCGUCCUCGUCUCCUACAUCCAGGAGCACGGCCCCGGCAACUGGCGCGCCGUCCCGGCCAGAACCGGGCUGAUGCGGUGCAGCAAGAGCUGCCGUCUGCGGUGGACCAACUACCUCCGGCCGGGCAUCAAGCGCGGCAACUUCACCGAGCAGGAGGAGAAGCUCAUCGUGCACCUCCAGGCCCUCCUCGGCAACAGGUACGUACGGCGGGCGCGGAUUUAUUGGGCACACGGUGUUACAGCUGGCGAUCGGAGUAGCUACCUAGUGUGGGAUGGGAUGGGAUGUGAUGGCCGAUGUGGGUGUGUGGCUCAUGGCUUCGCGUGGUGCGGCGUAGGUGGGCGGCCAUCGCGUCGUACCUGCCGGAGCGGACGGACAACGACAUCAAGAACUACUGGAACACGCACCUCAAGCGCAAGCUGCAGAGCGGCGGCGACGGGGCGGCCAAGCCGCCGGCGCACAGGCCGCCGUCGUCGUCCAAGGGCCAGUGGGAGAGGAGGCUGCAGACGGACAUCAACCUGGCGCGCCGCGCGCUUCGCGAGGCCCUCACCCCGCUCGACGACCUCAAGCCGCAGCUGCAGCGCGACGCCGCCGCCGACGCGCCGGCCGCUGGCGCGGGCACGGGCGGCGGUGACAGCCCGGCUUCGAGCUCGUCGGGCGCGUCGCAGUCCUCCCCUUUGGCGCCAGCGGCCUUCGCCGCCGCCGCCGCGGGGCCGUACGUUCUCACCGCGGAGAACAUCUCGCGGAUGCUGGACGGGUGGGCUGGCCGGAAGGUCCGCGGCGGCGGGACCCCGGGCACCCCCGGCGGUGCCGAGAGCGCGUCCACGGGAUCCUCGGACGCGUCGGAGGUGUCGUACGGUGGCGCCGCCGUCGCAUCGGCCGCGCCGGCGCCCGCUUGUGGUGGGCCGGUCUUCGAAUACGAGGCGAAGCCGGGCGUGCCGACGUCCCAUCAGCAGAUGCCGCUGUCGGCGAUCGAGUCGUGGCUGUUCGACGACGACAGCCACUUGCACCAUGCUGUCCAGAGCGCCAGCUUGCUCGAUGCCGCCCCCAUGGAUUACCCCUUCUAGCUCUAGUGUGUCCAAUCGAUCAAGCUCAAGCUAAUCCCUUCAAGCGAGGAGUGUGAUUACAGCGCUGUCUCCUAAAGAAAACUACACAGAUCCUGCAGUACGACGUCGGUGGCUGAUUAAUCGAUCGGCUAGGUAGCUGAUUCAGAUCGGUCGCUUGAUCAGGUUGUUUACGUGGGAUCUGCGUAGUUUUCAUUUAGAUUCCAAAGAACAUAAGUAGAACCACACUUAUGCUACUACCCUUACUAUGACGACGACGGAGUAUGUUCUUGGGCCUUUUUUUUUUACUGUUUUCUAGCCUUUUCUCCAAGUAAAGCUUGGGGUACGUAGAUCCCCUUGUGCAAGUUGCAUGUUGUGUGGAAAAAUAAUUGACUCCAGUAAUCCUAUGUCACAUACAUGUCAUAAAUUGUAUCGCUAUCUCUAACAUAGCAGAUAUUUUAAGUUCCCAUGCAUGUCUCUCAUGGCUUUGGCAUCUAA
Zea mays is the source of this 2140-nucleotide messenger RNA. RefSeq lists its product as uncharacterized. The coding region runs from base 537 to 1700 and encodes 387 amino acids. NCBI's taxonomy places the organism in Eukaryota, Viridiplantae, Streptophyta, Magnoliopsida, Poales, Poaceae. Gene Ontology annotation, biological process: response to auxin. The transcript is spliced from 2 exons. The record is from RefSeq and is a predicted model, not a curated record.